AUGGAUUCAACUGAAGAACAUAGUAUACACGAAGAAAAAUAUGUGUAUAAGAGAGAAGAAGAAGAUGGUGAAGAUGAUGAUAAUGGCGAAAAAGAAGAUGAUGAUAAUGAUGGCGAAGAAGAAGAAGAAGAUGAUGAUAAUGAUGGCGAAGAAGAAGAAGAAGAUGAUAAUGAUGACGAAGAAGAAGAAGAUGGUGAAGAUGAUGAUAAUGAUGGCGAAGAAGAAAAAGAUGAUGAUAAUGAUGGCGAAGAAGAAGAUGAAGAUAACGAUAAUGAUGGCGAAAAACAAGAUGUUGAUAAUGAUAGCGAAAAAGAAAAAAAUGAUGAUGAUGAUAGCGAAGAAGAAAAAGUUGAUGAUAAUGAUAACGAAGAAGAAAAAGAUGAUGAUAAUGUAGACGAAGAAGAAGAAGAAGAAGAUGAUGAUGAUGAUGACGAAGAAGAAAAAGAUGAUAAUAAUGAUGGCGAAGAAGAAGAAGAAGAUGAUGAUGAUGAUGGAAAAGAAGCACCGCGUGAAGUUGACAAUGAGCUCCUUGCUCUAGUUAUUCAAACGAAUAACAAACUCAAGGAGCUUGGUUACAACAGUUUAAUUAUAAACUGUAAUUCUGACAAUAUUCGUCUCAGAAAAAACACUGGUGCUAUUAACAUUGAUUUGAAGAAUGUUGGACGAGAUAUUAUUAUCCAUGAUAGCAAAUAUUGCUCAAGAAAAUGA
Molecule: messenger RNA, 708 nt
Organism: Rhizophagus irregularis DAOM 181602=DAOM 197198
Lineage: Eukaryota; Fungi; Glomeromycota; Glomeromycetes; Glomerales; Glomeraceae
Source: RefSeq, a predicted model, not a curated record